Messenger RNA from Aspergillus glaucus CBS 516.65, 2261 nucleotides. RefSeq names its product bifunctional fumarylacetoacetate hydrolase/alpha/beta hydrolase family protein. The transcript has a single exon. Gene Ontology annotation, molecular function: acetylpyruvate hydrolase activity. NCBI's taxonomy places the organism in Eukaryota, Fungi, Ascomycota, Eurotiomycetes, Eurotiales, Aspergillaceae. The coding region runs from base 356 to 2116 and encodes 586 amino acids. The record is from RefSeq and is a predicted model, not a curated record.
CGUCAUACUUUGUGCGGGGGAUUUUACGGAGAUGAAGUGGAGCUGAUUGACAUGUCCAACAGCUGCUAGCACGACAGUUCUUGACCAUGAAGACCACACUGUGCGAAAAAUGCCUUGUGUUGAGUGUUAUCAUGGCCUCAACGCGGAGAUGCGCGGAGAUGAGGGACAUCUCCGCGACCCCCGCCAUAGUGGGACGCGUCGAUUGAAAACAAGCGAUGCGGAAACGGUUGUGACGGAAAAAAAGGGUCAGAGUGGUGCAAUUGAGUAUUCAGCCUUCACAGCUAUAUAUAUAUGUCGAUAGAAUCGUUCAAUUGAUCAAUUGCGCAAGGUCAAUCAAUUGUCCAGAAACUUUACCAUGGCGAAUACCCUUACCAACUAUGCGGCCUACAUCGACCCAACCAUCCAAACAUCCCGGAUAGGGCAUUUGGACCUUGGGAUAUCUACGAUCACGCCUCUAUCUUUCCGGUCUGGCGCCCCUCUCACGAACCUCUACCAAGUGAUCAAUGCCGGCGAGGCCAACAUCGCGACGUACCCAGGGCAAGAAACCCUCCCACUAUCCAGCGUCAAACUCCUCCCCCCAAUCUCGGACCGCGACGUCCUAGCCGUGGGAAAGAACUACUUAGAGCACGCGCGUGAAUUCAACACCUCUGGCUUUGAUGCCAGCGACAAGAAUGACCAACCGACUCACCCCGUCAUUUUCACUAAACGCGCCACCUCGAUCAUCGGCCAUGAGGACCCUAUCCUUCUCCAUCCGGAAUUCACCAGCACCCCCGACUACGAGGGUGAGAUUGGGGUGAUUGUUGGAAAGCCUGGUUUUCGAGUCUCUGAAGAACAAGCCAUGGAGCAUAUCUGGGGCUACACGAUUAUCAAUGACAUGACAGCGCGCGAACGCCAGCGCGACCAUAAGCAGUUCUUCCUGGGUAAAUCGCCAGAUACGUUCUGUCCGAUGGGUCCAAUUGCCGUACCCAAGGAGGCGCUACCAGAGGAUUUGAUAGUGCAGACGCACGUGAACGGGGAGAAGAGACAGGAGGCGUCAAUUCGGGAGCUGAUCUUUAGUAUCCCAACUUUGGUGGCGAGUAUCAGCGCCGCGCAGACGUUGCAGGCCGGUGACGUGUUGGCAACGGGAACGCCGUAUGGUGUGGGAUUCGGAUUUCGGCCGAUGAAGUUUUUGCAGCCUGAGGAUGAGGUUUGUGUUAGUGUUUCAGGGUUGGGGACGUUGAAGAAUCCGAUUGCUAGUCUUGAUGCUGUCAAUUAUACGACCGAGAAUGUGAAGAAUGAUCGAAGUGUCAUUCCUGUGUCGAAUGCGAAGGCUCCCGCGGGAUCGGGAUUGCACAGGAUCAACGGAAAGGAUUUCUUUUACCAGCACGUUGGCAACGAAGAUGGACCACCUGUGAUCUUCAUCCACGGACUGGGCGCAUCGUCUACAUAUUACACUCCGUUGAUUUCGAAACUCGAACAAUCGCAUUCAUUGCAUUUCCUUGACCUCGAAGGACAUGGCCUCUCCCCGACAUCAGCAUCGAGCGAACUUACGAUUGCCUCAUAUGCAGAGGACAUAUACCAACUUAUCCAAUUCGCAUCAAUCAACACCCCAGCCACAAUAAUCGGCCACUCAAUGGGGUGCCUCAUCGCCGCACACCUAGCCCUCCACCACCCAGAACAAGUCUCCAAACUCAUCCUCCUAGGACCUCCGCCCUCGCCCCUCCCCGAACCCGCCAGUCAAGCGAUGUACGCCCGCGCCGCCCUAGUCCGCGAAAAAGGCAUGCUAGCCGUCGUCGACGCAAUUAUCCAAGCUGGUCUAUCUGCGCAAGUCCGCGCGAAUAACCCUCUAGCCGUCACGGCUGUGCGGCUGUCACUGCUAGGACAAGAUGCGGAGGGGUAUGCGAAGGGGUGUAUGGCAUUGGCUGCUUCUGCUAAAGACACAUUAGACUUUAGCAAGGUUCGGUGUUUGGUUGUUAUUGUUACUGGGGAGGAGGAUAGGGUUGGGUCGGUGGAGGUCUGUGAGAGGUAUGCGGGGCAGGUUGAGGAUGGGAGGGUUGACGUGCUUAGGGGUGUUGGGCAUUGGCAUUUGCUAGAGGAUGUACAGGGGUGUGUUGAGGCUGUAUUAAGUGCGCUAUAGUACUAUCUUAUAGAAUAACCAAUUAUAGUUGACCAACACUGCCUCAUGAAUACUACGAGAAUGUAGAAUACGGGCAGUCACGUUCACCGACAACACAAAAUCAACCAUCUUUUCUACAUCGUACACCACCAUUACAACAAACCAA